UCAAGAGGGUUACAGCACCUACCUAAAAGCUGCUGCUUCUUUCUCACCUUGAAGAAUAAUCCUAGAAAACUCACAAAAUGUGUGACGCUUUUGUAGGUACCUGGAAACUUGUCUCCAGUGAAAACUUUGAUGAUUACAUGAAAGAAGUAGGAGUGGGCUUUGCCACCAGGAAAGUGGCUGGGAUGGCCAAACCCAACAUGAUUGUCAGUGUGAGUGGGGAUGUGAUCACCAUUAAAUCAGAAAGUACCUUCAAAAAUACUGAGAUUUCCUUCAAACUCGGCCAGGAAUUUGACGAAGUCACCGCAGAUGAUAGGAAAGUCAAGAGCACCAUAACCUUAGAUGGGGGUGUUUUGGUACAUGUGCAGAAAUGGGACGGUAAAUCAACUACCAUAAAGAGAAAACGAGAGGGUGAUAAACUGGUGGUGUGGCUAUGCUUAUGCUACUCAGUUCCAGAUACUACUGCUAAGUCUUUUGAUGAUCUUUGUGCCACAUAA
Molecule: messenger RNA, 494 nt
Organism: Microcebus murinus (gray mouse lemur)
Lineage: Eukaryota; Metazoa; Chordata; Mammalia; Primates; Cheirogaleidae
Gene: FABP4
Product: fatty acid binding protein 4
Molecular function (GO): lipid binding
Source: RefSeq, a predicted model, not a curated record